Molecule: messenger RNA, 3848 nt
Organism: Erpetoichthys calabaricus (reedfish)
Lineage: Eukaryota; Metazoa; Chordata; Cladistia; Polypteriformes; Polypteridae
Product: exocyst complex component 3-like protein 2
Exons: 12
Coding region: 538-2406 (622 amino acids)
Biological process (GO): exocyst localization; exocytosis
Cellular component (GO): exocyst
Molecular function (GO): SNARE binding
Source: RefSeq, a predicted model, not a curated record
GCUCAUUGAUACGGGGAAUUACAGGAAUUACGCCCUGCAUGAAGUCUUCAUUACUAACGACUGGUACUGUUUCGGUUUUCAAGCCCUGCAGCGAGGAUAGCACCCCAGUCCACCGUUUAACUCCUGAACAAAGUUUAUUACUUUAAUGAUGUUUGUCUUAGCAGCAUAAGCAUAAAUGCACUUUCUAGGACCGAAUACAAUUUAUAUUGUAUUAUGCGAAUUAUUUAAGACUAUAAAGUGGGGUUUCUGAUACUUCGAAAAGUGAAAGUAAGAAAAUAUUUUUUGUGGAGAGGUGCAGCGGUGAAAAGAGGCAAGGAGAGGCUGGGAAAAUCCGUCAGAGGAGGCGCUGCCCUUCAGAUUCGGCACAUUGGGAAACUACCGCAGCUGAACCAAAGGCGACGCCCCUUGUUAAAAUGAAUCAACCAACUUCUGCAGAUAUCCGAGGGAGUGAAUUGGAACGAGGAAUAACAUCGUUUUAUAUUUGAUGUUUGAAAGAUUGUGUUUGAACUCGCAAAGUGCAUUUACAAUUCCCAUACCAUGAGCAAGAAGAAGAAUAUACGCAAAAUGUUUUUCAAGAACAUCAAAAAGCGCCUUAAUCCCAGCAAAACCGGCAAUAAAAAGAAUCGCAUCGAGGAGAUGGAUCCUCUACUGAAGAAGGACGACCCACCAAAUCCAAACUACAUGGGCAUCAAUGAAACUCCGCUAAUAGGACAGAUGCUUCAGAAUGGCCAGCUGAGUGAAGCUUAUCCACUGAUAUGUGCCUUGGACCGUAGCCAUCGCAAGACACACUUUGAGGUUAUGCAAAAACAGUGGAAUAGACUGAUUACUGAGGUCUUCAGUGGAUACACUGCAGACCCUAAAAAGCUGCAGUCUGCUCUUCAGGUGAUCCAGAUGGGGAAAAGCUAUGAUUCUGGCUUAGAAGAUCACUUGGAAGGAGAAGAACUCAUGCCACACAAAUGGUGGGCAGAAUGCAUCAAACUGAUUGAAAAGCUGGUGAUAACUGGCGUUCCUCAGCUGACCUCUGACCAACAGGGGAAUGGGAUUAAUGGCUAUUUGCAAACCGUGCAGGCAUACAUGCUCCAGGAGCUGCUUAGACUUACUCCUCUUCUCCAAGGAACUUGGGUGCUUCAAUUGUAUGCUCACUAUCUACACAAAAGCAUCUUUGAACAGCUGAACAAAGCACUGGAGAGAGCCAUGCUAAUCAGUGACUGCUUCAUCCUACUCUUCUGGACCAUGAGGACAUAUAAGAGUGAACAUCUUUUGGGCCAUCAGAACCUGUACCAGUAUAAAGAUCUGGAUCUAGACAUGGUGCUGUUCACCAGCUGGUUUACAAAGGCACAGGACAAGCUUCUACAGUGCAUCAAGCUGGAAGUCUCAGAGACCUUGGAGAAGAUAUUGCAGAAUGAAUAUUCAGCCGAAGCUACUCCAGAUGAAGAGAAGUUUAUCCAGUUUCACCUGGACAUUAAGCUGUUCCUGAAUGGCCUGAUAAAGGAAGCCCAGAAGAUCAGCCAGGAAAUGAAGAAGUGUGUGCAAGUGGCCUGUGCCAGGGAGCUCCUGUUAUUCGCUGAAAAGUACCAUCCCCUUAACAACAAAAACAUGAAAGAGAACACUCCAUCCAGAGAAAUCUAUUUGAUGAAGGCAAUCAACAAUUUGAUUAAUUUAAGGCUGUAUUUAGGAACCCUGAUUGAUGAUCCGGAGGACAGCAUCUUCAGAAGGGUCGAGUCUUCCCUCAAGAUGACUGAGGAGCAGGCAGUGAACAUCAUGCUCAGUGAAGAGGUCUUCAAGUCACAGACCCGCUUUAAGAAGUAUUUCAAAGGGAAAGGGCGUCAACUGAAUGAAAUGGCAGAGGAGAUUGUAGGUCGCCUGGGGCGUCUUCAGAUGCAGAACCAUGAUGCCUAUAAGGUCGUGGUGGCCAGUGCUUAUGAGAGAAUGUGUUCAGAGUAUUUGAUGGAUUUGCUGGCCACUAUCAAUAGUUACAAUUGUCUGCUGAUAUGGAACAAUAACGAGCAGAGGAUGAGACAUGAUGCUGAAUGUUUGCUACAGUGCUUCUCUAGUCUGGACGCAGGCUUAAGAAAUAACGGCCAAAUGCUUUUCCAUGUUGCAGAGCUGCUGCAGCUCAAAGAAGUGUCCAACAUCAUGUUGGUGGCAACUACAAUGAUGCAAAACUUUCCCCAGUUAAGUGAGAAAAUAUUGAAAGACAUCUUGGCACUCAAGCAGUUGUCCAAAUCUGAGAGAGACUCCAUCCUGGAAGCUGUGAAAGAGCACAACCACCAUCUUAUGAAGAACAAGGAGGGCAGUCGGCUGCCAGCGUGCCUGGCAUGGCUGCUCUCCUGCUUUUGCUGUUGUUUUGGGAAGAAGAAGACAGUUGGUCAAACGCUGCAUUCCCAUCUUAAUCCACAUGUGUGACUUGGGUGUGUCUACUGCUUCAUUCCACAGAAAACUGACCAGGAGGGCACACUGCUGACCAGAGGACAUAUCUGUUUUAGUUAUGAUGCACAUCUUGAAUGAUGGUGACCAAAUUACACUUUUGCUCGAUCCUGUGGAUUCUCCAUAAUUCUUAGUUGUCUUUAAUAGCCAAGCCUGGUUACAUCUGAUGAAAGACUACACAUCUGGAUGGACAAACGGAUUAACAAUUGUCCAGUGGCACAUCUUAAAGAGACGAGUCUUCUGCUUUGAGCUACGCUUGCCAUGUUAAAUGGCUUGUGUUCUAAGAAAUGGAAGUGGCGCAAUGGGAACUUGGCAGUUCCAACUGAAAGCCGGCUGCCACUGAAGUAAUGGCCCAGAGUUUGAAUGCUGAAACUCCAUGCACUGGUAACUUGCACUCCCUCUUGUUUCAUGAAGGUGUUGAAUACAAACACUGCUUGACCUGCUGCUGAGAGCUUGUUGGUUACUUGGCUUAUGGCACUUGUGUUUUAUUUGAGCGUUGUUGGAGAGACUUGUAACAGUCGAUCUUGAAGGUGAUUGCUUCUGUGGUGGUCUUUGGUGUACACUGUCCAGAAUUCUCUUGCAGACAUGGCAGCAGUGCACCGGUCACAGACUAGCUGAGAUGGCUCCCUGGGUGAAAUACAAGCCGAUGCCCAAGGCAUUUCGGCCCCCUUCUUUGUAGAUUUUGGAGAAUAUUGACAUUAACAUGUACAGAAGAAUAGUCUGCCUCACAGUAUAAAGGAAGGAGACUUUAAAAGUGACCAGAGGGAACUGGAAAAACUCCAUAAAUAGGACAAUGUACAGCCUAUCUAAAUACAGGGACUGACUGUUGGCUGUAUUGACAUUUUAAGUGCAAUAAGUGGACUGGUUUGAGAAAGAUGCCACCAAUAUGGCUGGAGAAGUCACUGUCCACAAUAUAAAUUUCCAGAGGAAUAGUGUGUUUAAUUCAAGGAGGAAAAUGGACAUAAAUAUAUGGACUGAGUGACCUUGAGGUGCGUUUAGGCACAGCUCUUCUAAUCAAAAAGGAAAGCAUGAAGAAUUGCAGCCACUUUAAAUACAGAUAAUAAAGGAAAGACUACAAGGUGGCCAUGGGGACGGCCUCUCUACUGGCACUGGUAGUUGGCUAACAAAAUUGAAAGGGUAAACUUAGGGUUACAAGAGUGACCUUACAAAACAAUGAACAGGGCAGGGCUGGUGUUGAUGUCAAUGUGCCCAGAGGGAGCUCCCAUAAAUGCUGACAGACGAACUGAUGCCAAUGUAUAUCUAAACAAUGGGUGAUGAGGGUCUGGAGCCUCUCCAAACACUAGACAGGUGACAUAUGUUUAAAGUAACGGAGGGACAGGCCCUGUGUGCAAGCACUGAAAUGAUGCCAGUGAUUGCUUGUUUACAUGUUUGAUUUUGGGUAAUAAAUUGUUUGGAUAUUU